Pantherophis guttatus is the source of this 3580-nucleotide messenger RNA. NCBI's taxonomy places the organism in Eukaryota, Metazoa, Chordata, Lepidosauria, Squamata, Colubridae. The record is from RefSeq and is a predicted model, not a curated record.
GCUGUCUUUGCUCCGAAGUAGACCGAUCGAGCGCAAAAGCGAGCGGAGGCGCUCGCUGUAACAACGGGACAGGUGGCUCCUCUGCCUUUGCAGCAGCUUCACCCUCCUAAUAAAGGAAAAGGCGUUAAGCAAAGCGGCACCUCGAACUGUAUUAGCGCAAUCGGGUUACAGCCGCCCUGUCAACGGGACUCUCGCAGGGCUCUCCUGAGUCCCUUCGCAAUUCCUUCGCCGCAUCCUGCCAGACUCCGUCGUGUUUUUCACCUUUUCUUUGGCCGCCCAACGAGAAGGAAGAGCUGCCGGCUUAGAGACGGGAGCUCAGCAGCAGGCGCCUCCGCCUCCCUCCGCAGGCAACCUCCGCCCUACUUCGCCUAGGCGGGGGAUGCUACUCGUGUUCCUGACUGCCCUUGACACCAAUCCUUCGCAGCGGGAGCAACAGCAGCCGCAACAACAAAAGCAGGCGAGGACAGGUCGGGUGACCGCGAGCUGCUUCCCGCUCCUCCUCCUCGACCUCCGGUUGAAGGCAGCCUCAGACCGGCUGCACAAAAGGCCGCUCAGCCGCCGCCUUCUCCCCCUCACGUUGCGGAUCACGUCACGGGAAAUAAAUAAAUAAUCCCAUUCACCCAGUGACAGGGAGCAGGAACCGGCGCGGCAGCGGCAAGCUUAGAGCCAACUCAGCCCAAGCUAGAGAGAGAGAGAGAGACGAAGCCAGCCACAUCAUUUGUCCUCUCUCAAGCACCUAAAUAACAACUCAUUCCAGCUGGUGACGUAGGCCGAAAUACGCUUCGUGUUUCAUGAACAGGCUUAUCAGCAUGUCAGGUUAUGUGGAACUUUUCAGAUAUGCAGCCUGACACAGUAAUGCUCAAUGUCAUCUAGUGCCUGCCAGUAUAUAUUUCUACAUAUUAAGCAUAGUUACAAGAAAAAAAAGAAAUGCCACCUUCAACAACAGCACCGCAAUAUGCUCCCCCUGAUGGAGGAUGGGGUUGGGUCGUCGUCUUUGGAGCUUUCAUCUCCAUUGGAUUUUCCUAUGCAUUCCCUAAAGCCAUCACAGUGUUCUUCAAAGAGAUACAAGAGAUCUUUGGCACAUCAUAUAGCGAGAUAGCGUGGAUAUCAUCAAUCAUGUUGGCUGUUAUGUAUGCAGGAGGCCCUGUGAGCAGUAUUUUGGUGAACAAAUAUGGCAGUAGGCCAAUCAUGAUUGCUGGGGGGAUACUGGCUUCAUUUGGAAUGAUUGCCUCUUCGUUCUGCAACAGCGUCUUGCAACUUUACAUAUGUGUUGGUGUAAUUGGAGGUUUGGGUUUGGCUUUCAACUUGCAACCUGCCUUGACGAUGAUUGGCAAAUAUUUUUAUAAAAAGCGUCCUAUUGCUAAUGGACUGUCCAUGGCGGGAAGUCCUGUCUUUCUAAGUACUCUGGCACCCCUGAAUCAGUUUCUUUUUAAUGCUUUUGGUUGGAAAGGAAGUUUCCUCAUUCUGGGAGGACUUCUUUUAAAUUGAUGUGUGGCUGGGUCACUUAUGAGGCCUGUUGGACCAAAACCUGUGCAGGCUAUCAAAAAAGAUGUGGAAAAAGCAACUGAAGAUUCCACUUUGCACAAGAAUGACAAGAAAUCGGUCUGGCAAACCAUCAACAAAUACUUAGAUUUAACCCUCUUCAAACACAGGGGCUUUUUGAUUUAUUUGUCUGGAAAUGUUAUCAUGUUUCUUGGCUUCUUUGCCCCAAUUGUGUUCUUAGCUCCUUAUGCUAAGCACAAAGGAAUUGAUGAAUAUUCAGCAGCUUUUUUACUCUCUAUCCUAGCUUUUGUAGAUAUGUUUGCCAGGCCAUCAAUGGGCUUAAUUGCAAACUCCAAAUACAUCCGGCCCAAAAUCCAGUAUUUCUUUAGUUUUGCUGUUUUGUACAAUGGGGUCUGCCACAUCCUUUGCCCAUUGGCUGAAACCUAUACAGGCCUGGUUGUGUAUGCUGUACUUUUUGGACUUGCAUUCGGAAUGGUUAGCAGUGUCCUUUUUGAGACAUUGAUGGAUCUUGUUGGGGCGCCAAGAUUCUCCAGUGCAGUAGGACUCGUCACAAUUGUGGAGUGCUGCCCUGUCCUUUUAGGCCCACCUAUGGGAGGUUUGCUUGUGGACAUAACCAAAGACUACAAAUAUAUGUAUUUUGUCUGUGGUAUAAUUGUUGUUGUUUCAAGCAUUUGGCUGUUCAUUGGAAAUGCAAUCAAUUAUAGACUUUUGGCAAAAGAGAAGAAAUUAGAAGAUGAAAGACAGAAUGCCUUAAAGAAUGCUGAUUCCAAGGAAGUGGAGCCUUUGACCCACAAAGAGAGUGAAGAAGUUCUCAGCAGAUCCAGCAAAAUGCAAGACAGUCCUUCAGAAAAAGAAACAAAUAUUUAACAUAAAUAUACAUAUUUAUAAUGUUCACAGUACAUGCCAGAUGUUUUGUAGUUAUUAUAAUCAAUUACAAUACCAAAUGGCAAUAGGCAUUUACAAAACCACAUGUAUUAUAAAACACAGUAAAUUAAAUCACUGUUCUGUUCCUUCUAAAAAGAGAGAAGGGUACAGAAAGAGUCUUCCCAGAACUGCAUUAAAAUGUUUUUCUCUUCCAUCACACUGCCCUGGUAACAACUGACUUCUGUUAAAAUGUCUAGCUAUUCAUAGCUAGACUAAACUUUUUGGAUCUUGCCUUCAAGCAACCUGUACCUGUCCAGGAGUGCACAAUAAUUGCAACAAGGAAAUAAUCUAUUUCCUUGUAUGUAUCUGGUAUAAGAAAGGAGGAUUAUGCUGGAGUCUUUCAAAAUUCCAUUGUUUAUUCUGCUCUACAUUAGUUGGAGCAGGAUUUGGCAUGGUAUUUUAUUUUGGUGUCAUGUAUGCUAGGGCUCCUGCAGAAUUUGAUGAGUUGCUUAAAUAUAAAUCCCAAACAGGGUAGUGCCGUGACAGUAGGGUCUUCCUUUAACAAAUAUUCUUGCUCCAACAAUGCCUCACCAAAAAAGUGCUACUAUAGUAAAGGAAAAAAAAUGACUGUAUUGACCCAUGUCUACUGAUCGUUUCACAAGAUUAUUUUGUGUGGGAGGGGUUGUUUGAUUUGUUGCUUUUUUAUUGUCCACUAGAAGGAAACAGUUUAAAGUGAUAAGUUAAAAUAUGAAAGUAAAAAUGGAAUAACUCUUAAUAGCUACUUGAGUAAAAAGUGCACAAAAAUGUAUCACCACUGUUUUUAUAAUGCAUUUUUGGUAGAUCCAACUGGGUCUGUUAUCUCUGAUCAAACUUUUACUAUGUGGCUUUUAAAGACGUAUGAAAUUGUAAGUUUUAUUGCUAAAUGCAAUAAUGUUUUCAUUUUAGCGGAUAAAUAGGUUGUUCUCUCCGCUGUAAAAUCAUUAGACAUUUAAAUAUAUACAACCAGAUAUUAAAUAAUAUCUGAAAUAAUACUUAGGAUACAUUGUCUCCUCAUUGUAUAUUGUAGCUAGAUAUGCUCGCACAAAUGUUAGCAUCAGGGUAUAACUUUUGAACAACGUAUUGCCUUGUGAUCAUCACUUCACUCUGUUUGUAUUCACACUUCUUGAAACAAGCUCCCUUACCUUAUUAAAUACUCUGCCCUUGGUGAUCACUA